This is a messenger RNA of Taeniopygia guttata (zebra finch), 3168 nucleotides long. NCBI's taxonomy places the organism in Eukaryota, Metazoa, Chordata, Aves, Passeriformes, Estrildidae. The record is from RefSeq and is a predicted model, not a curated record.
AGCCGGGCGGCGGCGGCGCCAUGGCGGGGCCGGCGUGAGUUGGGAGUGAGGGAAGAGGGAGACGGGAGGAGGAGGAGGAAGUGCGGGCGGCGGAACAGUGGUCUGUGUGUGAGCCAGGGACACCCCGCGGGUGGGCCGGGUCGGGCCCGGGCUGUGCCGGGCUCCCGGCUGCAUUCCCGGCUCCGGGGCGCCAGCGGAAAGCCUGUGCCUUGCAGCAAAUCUUGGCGCCCCCUGACAAAGGCGGGGAAGGGCCAGUGGCGAUUCCCUCCGGGCAAACGGCGGUAGGGGCUUAGCGCUUCCAGGCUGCUGCGCCUCCUCGUGUUUCCAGCCUCUUCUCUCCUGCGGUGGAGCUCGCGUCUCCUGGAAGGAUCCUCCGGGCCCUGCGGCUUUCCUCCCUCGUGUGACAGCCAGCUCUGGUGAAGCUGCAGCUGAGGCCUUCCCGGCGCCGGGAGGAUCGGAGUGGUCACCCCACAGACCUGCAGCGAUUGCCACCUGCGCCUCUCUGCCUGCUGGAGUGAUGUGGGAGCGUCCUGUACUGCCUGAAGGACAAGGAACAGACCACUUGAUAAAGGGAAGAAACAAAACAUCCCAUUAAAUGGAAGCCAUGAAGAUAUCAAAGCGGUUCUUCGCUUUUGGGAUUUUGACAUGCAUAGCUGUUUAUGUUGCAUAUGUAAAAUGGCACUUGGGCUCCAAACCAUUUGUGGGAACCACAGAAGGAGUUGCUGAAAGCAGGGAAGAUAAACUGACCCAUCAGGCAGUGACCACAGAUCUCUCUGUCUUUUAUGGAAUUAUGUUUGACGCAGGAAGCACAGGAACUCGCAUCCAUAUAUUUAAAUUUGCUCAGCAGCCAAGAGAGACUCCCAGAUUAACCCAUGAGACGUUUAAAGCACUGAAACCAGGUCUGUCUGCAUAUGCUGAUGAUGUUGAAAAGAGUGGCCAGGGAAUAAAAGAGCUCCUGGAGGUGGCAAAGAAGGAAGUUCCUAUGGAGCUGUGGAAGUUUACUCCUCUGGUCCUGAAAGCCACAGCUGGCCUACGGUUGCUGCCAGGAGAGAAAGCUCAGAAGUUGCUGGAAAAGGUGAAGGAGAUUUUUCAGGCCUCCCCCUUCUUUGUGAGGGACAACUGUGUGUCGAUAAUGAAUGGAACUGAUGAAGGUAUUUCAGCCUGGAUCACCAUCAAUUUUUUAACAGGCAGGCUAGAUGACCCACAGAGGAGAAGUGUAGGGAUGCUGGAUUUGGGUGGUGGAUCAACACAGAUCACCUUCCUUCCGCGUACCAAGGCAACUCUCCAGACAUCGCCAUCUGGCCACACAACUUCAUUUCAGAUGUUUAACCACACCUACAAGCUGUAUUCCUACAGUUACCUGGGACUUGGGCUGAUGUCAGCAAGGCUUGCCAUUUUGGGAGGAGUUGAGGGAGAACCAUUAGGAGAAGGGGAGGAAUUGAUCAGCCCUUGUUUAUCACCUGGCUUCAAAUCCGAAUGGCAACACGCUGAGAUAGUGUACAAAAUUAAAGGACAGAAGGCAGGUGAACCUCUGUAUGAGUCUUGUUCUAAUAAAGUGGCAAAGAUGCUCUACAAAAAAGUGCAUAGAGCUGGGGAAGUGAAGGACCUGGAUUUUUACAUUUUCUCCUACUACUAUGACUGUGCAGCAGAGGCUGGUCUCAUAGAUAAAGAAAAAGGAGGAAGCUUAACUGUCAGUGACUUUGAAAUUGCGGCUAAAUAUGUUUGUAAGACCAUGGAAAUCAGCCCUGGAAACAACCCUUUUCUCUGCAUGGACCUCACAUACAUCACCUUCCUGCUGCAGGAACUGGGCUUCCCGAAGAGCCAAGGCUUUAAGCUUGCCCGGAAAAUUGACAAUGUUGAAACGAGCUGGGCAUUGGGAGCCACUUUCCAUUACAUCGACUCACUGAAUAGACUGCAGUACUAAUGCUUCUAGAAGGUGACCUUUUCGAAUUUCCAUUUUUUGGAAGCCCAGCAUGGGAGACCCUAUUGAAGGGUGUGCUUUUGGCUUCCAGAGUCCUUUGGAAGAUCACAGUGAACUAUACUACUUUCCUCCCACCCACUGCCAAGUCCCCACCAUCGCUAGCUCUUUUUUACAGUGCAGAGUGUAAAGGAAAAGCCUGGAUUUGACAGCAUGUGCCAUCAGCUUAAUGUAAAAAUUGAUCCUUUUGGAAGGAAAACCAGGACUCUGCAGGACAUCUAUGAUCUCUAUGAGAAAAACACACCUUUUUUUGAAUAUUCCUAUUCUAUGUGCUCACAGUGUGCUGAAGUUGCUGAAUGGUCAUUCCAGAAGGAACUCUUUACUGUCCUGAUUUCAGGGUGUUUUUUUCCUGUUUGUUAGCAGUUUUCAGUGAUGAUUUUUAUUUUACUACUCCUGUGUUUGAAGGUAAACUUGUGUGUGUGCAAAAAUGGUGCAUUUACACAUUAUGCUGCUGACAGGCAGCAGCCUUGGAAUGCAGCAUGGAAGUCACAGCUCUGUGUUCCAGUUGCUGAAGGAGAAAAGCCAGGGAAGACUCUAGAACUGGAUACAGGCUUGGAGGCAUGAGUUGGAACCUGUGUGCCCUGUAGGGUUAAAGCCUAAUGUUGAUUCCCUGGCUAUUGGGAAGUGGAUGAUGGAAGGCAACAUCAAAUUUGCUGAAUGAGCAAGGCCUGGGAGUUGGGUGCAAGGACAAUGAUGGAUUUGACAGUUCUAGAGCUGGUCAGAGGAAGAUAAAGGAAUAAGGUGCAGCCACAAAAAUAGACUCUGAGUAUCGCAGACUUUUGCGCCUUGGCAAGGUUUGUGCAGGGCUGGGGAUGAAUGCAUUUGCAUGGUAUUUUGGAUGUCUUUUCCUGCAAACACAUCUGUGCUAAAUGAAUGUAUUGUGGUUGCAAUGAGCCAGGGCAGGGUAGCUGAGAUGUUCCACUCUAACAGUGCCUGGUAUGUGAGCACAAAGUGAUCACAGGGGCUGGAGGGGAUAUGCUGUGCUAUUUGUAAUCUAGUUGUGGAUUUGUGAUGUAUUUAAUGAAUGUAUAGAGAAGACCCAAGUGGUCCUUUGGGGGUGCAGAACAGCACAGCUUCCCUGAGAACCCUGACUCAUGGGCUCAGGGCAGCAGUACAUGAGACGGUGGCGUUCUGCGUGGGGACACUUGAACCUCGCUGUGCCGACAAUAAACUCCCAGUUUGAAACAGAA